Orcinus orca (killer whale) is the source of this 2048-nucleotide messenger RNA. RefSeq names its product adrenoceptor beta 2 (gene ADRB2). Gene Ontology annotation, cellular component: membrane. Gene Ontology annotation, biological process: negative regulation of smooth muscle contraction; adenylate cyclase-activating adrenergic receptor signaling pathway; norepinephrine-epinephrine-mediated vasodilation involved in regulation of systemic arterial blood pressure. Gene Ontology annotation, molecular function: norepinephrine binding; beta2-adrenergic receptor activity. The record is from RefSeq and is a predicted model, not a curated record. NCBI's taxonomy places the organism in Eukaryota, Metazoa, Chordata, Mammalia, Artiodactyla, Delphinidae. The transcript has a single exon. Bases 250 to 1506 code for a protein of 418 amino acids.
UGCCCAUAACGGGCAGCGCGCACUCCGAGGCUGUUUCUCCAGAGCGCAGGCUGGGACUGACUGGCACCGCGAGCCCAGAGCACCCCCGGAGCUGAGAACACCACGCGCCCCCACCACAUCCACCCCACGGCCGCUGAAUGAGGCUUCCAGGUGCCCGCUUGCUGCCCGCAGCGCCCCGCCGGAGGUCCGCUCGCUGAGGGGCGGCUGGUGCGCUGGCCGCCCGUGCGCUCACCUGCCAGCUUGCGCGCCAUGGGGCAGCCCGGGAACCGCAGCGUCUUUUUGCUGGCGCCCAACGGAAGCCACGCACCGGACCAAGACGUCACACAGGAACGGGACGAGGCGUGGGUGGUAGGCAUGGGCAUCGUCAUGUCGCUUAUCGUCCUGGCCAUCGUGUUUGGAAACGUGCUGGUCAUCACAGCCAUCGCCAAGUUCGAGCGUCUGCAGACAGUCACCAACUACUUCAUCACCUCCCUGGCCUGUGCUGACCUGCUCAUGGGCCUGGCGGUGGUGCCCUUUGGGGCCUGCCACAUCCUCAUGAAAAUGUGGGCUUUUGGCAACUUCUGGUGUGAGUUUUGGACUUCCAUUGACGUGUUGUGCGUCACAGCCAGCAUUGAGACCCUGUGCGUGAUCGCCGUGGAUCGCUACCUUGCCAUCACAUCACCCUUCAAGUAUCAGUGCCUGCUGACCAAGAAUAAGGCGCGGGUGGUCGUUUUGAUGGUGUGGGUCGUGUCCGGCCUUACCUCCUUCUUGCCCAUUCAGAUGCACUGGUACCGGGCCACCCACCAGGAAGCCAUCAACUGCUAUGCCAAGGAGACCUGCUGUGACUUCUUCACGAACCAAGCCUAUGCCAUUGCCUCCUCCAUUGUGUCCUUCUACUUGCCCCUGGUGGUCAUGGUCUUCGUCUACUCCAAGGUCUUCCAGGUAGCCAAAAGGCAGCUCCAGAAGAUCGACAAAUCUGAGGGCCGCUUCCAUACCCAGAACAUCAGCCAAAUGGAGCAGGAUGGGCGGAGCGGGCCCGGACAACGCAGGGCCUCCAAGUUCUGCUUGAAGGAACACAAAGCCCUCAAGACUUUAGGCAUUAUCAUGGGCACUUUCACCCUGUGCUGGCUGCCCUUCUUCAUUGUCAACAUUGUGCACGUGAUCCAGGAUAACCUCAUCCCUAAGGAAGUUUACAUCCUUCUAAACUGGGUGGGCUAUGUCAACUCUGCUUUCAAUCCCCUCAUCUACUGCCGGAGCCCCGAUUUCAGGAUUGCCUUCCAGGAGCUCCUGUGCCAGCGCAAGUCUUCCUUGAAGGCCUCUGGGGAUGGCUACUCCAGCAACAGCAAUGGCAGAACUGACUACCCAGGGGAACAGAGUGGAUAUCACCUGGGGGAGGAGAAAGACAAUGAACUGCUGUGUGAGGAUCUCCCAGGCACGGAAGACUUCGUGAACCGGCAAGGUACUGUGCCCAAUGAUAACACUGAUUCGCAAGGGAGGAACUGUAGUACAAAUGACUCACUGCUGUAAUGCGCUUUUUCUACUUUUUAAGACCCCUUCUCCCCCCACCCAACAAAACACUAAACAGACUAUUUAACUUGAGUGUAAUAAAUUUAGAAUAAACUUGUAUAGAGAUGUGCAGGAGGAAGGAUAUCCUUCUGCCUUUUUAUUUUUUUAAGUUGUAAAAAAGAGAAAACGUAUUUGAGUGACUGUUUCUUGUACAGUUCAGUUCCUCUUUGCAUGGAACUCGUAAGUUUAUGUCUGAAGGGCUUCAGUCUCAGAGGACCUGGGGCUGCUAUGUUUUAAUGACUUUUCCCGCAUAUCUACCUCAUUGAUCAAGUAUUAGGGGUAAUAUAUUGCUGCUGGUAAUUUGUAUCUGAAGGAGACUUUCCUUCCUGCACCCUUGGACUGGACAAACUCGAGUCUCUCGGACCUUUUGCUGUGAACAUGGACUCUCCCCGCCCCUCUUAUUUGCUCAAACGGGGUGUUGUAGGCAGGGAUUUGAGGGGCAGCUUCGGUUGUUUUCCUGAGCAAAGUCUAAAGUUUACAGUAAAUAAAUUGUUUGACCAUGA